AUUCAAGUUGGCAAUUAUAAGACACAAUAAAGGUUGCUGUUGUCGUUCAGGGUUUUAAAAGAUCUCAUGGUCAAACCUGGUAGCAUCCAGCAACCCGCAAUCAGAAUGUCGACACGUCAGCAACCCUUGGUGCUCCAUGCCCAUAGCACUGGACCGAAUCCAUUCAAAAUUGCCAUAGCGUUGGAAGCAUUAGGCGUUGAAUACAUUGUGAAGUUCUGGGAGUUUGGUGAUGAUCCUCAAAAUGGUGUCAAGGGCGAAGCCUUUCUCAAGAUCAAUGAGAACGGCCGGGUUCCUGCAUUGGAAGACCCUCGGACCGGAGUGGUUUCUUGGGAGUCUGGGGCAUGCAUGAAUUAUAUUCGUCGGGUCUACGACAAAGAUGGCAAAAUUGGUCCUGUGGGUACGACUGAACAGGACAGAGUGGACUUUGAGAAAUGGGAAUACUUCCUGCUCACCACACUGGGCCCGAUGACCGGACAAACGAAUUGGUACAGGCACUAUAACAGUGUCAAGAAUCCAGAUGCCCUAGAUCGCUACUCUGCCCAAACAAUCCGCUGCUACGAUGUUCUCGAAGCCCAAUUGAGCAAGAGCGGGGGGGCGAGUAUUCUCCCCGGCCGCAUCACCGCUGUCGACUAUCAUUUCGAGCCCUGGGUGCGGCAACAUGGAUAUGCAGGACUGAGCCUGGAGGGGCAUCCCAAUGUUGGUAGCUGGUUGAAGAGCAUGGGAGCUAGAGCUGAAGUACGCGCGGCGUAUCAGAAGAUCAUGAAAUCUGAGCCACCAAAAUAUUGAUGGACGUGAGGCCAAUACCAUCCAGCUUAUCAGUUUGUAGCCCUUGACCAAUGGUUCCAUCACUCAAACUACACUAUUGA
Exophiala mesophila is the source of this 866-nucleotide messenger RNA. RefSeq lists its product as uncharacterized. The record is from RefSeq and is a predicted model, not a curated record. The transcript has 2 exons. NCBI's taxonomy places the organism in Eukaryota, Fungi, Ascomycota, Eurotiomycetes, Chaetothyriales, Herpotrichiellaceae. Bases 67 to 786 code for a protein of 239 amino acids.